GCGCAUGUGAAUCAUUUCACAUUCGAACGUGUGCCGGUGUCUCGUCACGGUCGGCCCGCGAUCGCGUUCGCUCAAGUAUUAUAAUUAUAUAUUAUUUUUAUUUUUCUAUAAUAUCGAUUUUCGUUUUGAUAGUCGUAUCGUAGUUAAUAGUAAUAUUAUAUUAUCGUAGUAAAAGUAUUAUCGAUUCGUCGAUGUCGCCGUUCGGAUAAUAUUAUUUCCGCCGGUGAGUAUUGUUAAAUUUUAUUUUUCGUUUAUAUUUUUUCACUCAUUAAUACGUCGAUUGUAAUGUACCGUCUCUCGUGUAUUAUAUGAUAACACUUCAUAUUAAAUAUUAUACGCUCAAUAGUAUUAUAAAAAUAAUAUUCUACUGGGAUCGAGAAACAAUACUACGAAGAAACGAAAAUACUGCGUUCAGGUUGUGUCUUGCACAUCGGUCGCAGAGACGCUGCACAACUCCUCCAGCGAAGUUACUCAGUGUGGUCGCGUGAUACAGUCGCACCACAUAUUAUCGUGAUAUAGCUGCGAGGUGGGACGACUCAUUUCCAACACUUGAAAAGAAGCAAACGAACCGCAAUCAUCAUGGGUUCACAAGGCGCAGAGCCGGAACUCCAGACGUUCCUGUUGGACGACAAGUCCAAGAUGAAAGAAGUACCACAAACCAAACGAAAAUCUAGCAAAAACCAAGAGAAGAGCGAAGUAGCACACCUCAAUGGCAUCGAUUAUUUCGAUCCAUUCCUCGAGAGAAACUUGGAACACCCGACCACCAACGGCGAGACCCUGACUCAUUUGCUCAAGGCGUCUCUGGGAACCGGGAUCCUGGCCAUGCCGCUAGCUUUCCAGUGUGCGGGACUUAUAACCGGCAUAUUCGCAACUGUGUUCGUGUCGUUCGUGUGCACGUUUUGUUCAUACUCACUGGUGAAAUGCGCCCACACGCUCUACAGACGUACCAGAGUGACGGCCAUGGGCUACGCGGACGUGGCCGAAGUGGCGUUCGCCAACGGACCCCCGUGGUCCCGGAAGUUCUCGUCUAUCACCCGGCAGUCGGUGCUCUGGCUGCUGUUCGUCACGUACUUUGGGACGUGCAGCGUGUACACGGUGAUCAUCGCCUCCAACUUCGAACAGCUGUUCGCCCACCACAUGGGUUACUCGCUGAACCUCCGGUACUUCAUCGCCAUGCUGCUCUUGCCGCUCAUACUGCUCAGCUACGUGCCCAAUCUCAAGUACUUGGCGCCCGUGUCUAUGGUCGCCAACCUGUUGAUGUCCGUCGGUCUGGGAAUCACGUUCUAUUACACGCUGAUAGACAUUCCCAGCAUUUCGGAAAGAGAGGCCGUGGGCUCCUUCGAAACGUUCCCGACGUUCUUCUGCCUCACCGUGUUCGCCAUGGAAGCCAUCGGAGUGGUGAUGCCGUUGGAAAACAACAUGAAAACACCCAGAAAAUUUUUGGGAGUUUUCGGCGUGCUGAACGUCGGAAUGGGUGGCGUGACCAUCGUAUACAUUAUGCUCGGUUUCCUCGGUUUCUUGAAGUACGGCAAUGAAACGAAAUCGAGUAUAACAUUAAACCUCCCCACCGAAGACGCUGCCGCUCAAGUGGCUAAGAUAUGCAUCAGCUUAGCAGUGUUCUGCACGUACGGUCUACAGUUUUUCGUAUGUUUGGAAAUCGCGUGGACCAAAAUCCAGGAAAACUUUGAAAAAGCUACAAUCUACCACAAUUACGUUUUGAGAACAGUUCUGGUGACCGUGUCUGUGGCGAUCGCGGUAGCCGUACCGACAAUCGGUCCGUUCAUCGGACUCAUCGGCGCCUUCUGUUUCUCGCUGCUGGGCAUCAUCGUGCCCGUGAUCAUAGAGUUCGCCACUUACUGGGACAAGGUGACCGUCUGGAUGACCAUCCGGAACGCGGUGCUGAUCUCCGUCGGCAUCUUGGCGCUGGUCUUCGGCACGUCCAACAGUAUCUCGGACAUCAUCACCGCGUACGUACCCGUCCCCGAACCGGCCGUCAACGCCACGGGGCCGCACACGGCCUCCCAUUGACCGGAAGUCCGGCCACACCGUCGACCACUGCAACCGCCCUCCCCCCUCCACACACACACACGAAGAAUUCGAGACUUCCGGUCGUGCCGACGAGCGUACACCGUUACGAUAAUUAUAAAUGUUAUAUACCCACACACACACGCAUACAUGUAUAUAUAUAUAUAUAUAUAAAAUACGGUAUUAUACGUGUUUUUAUUAACGAGUGUAUACGUAUAUUGAAAAUGUAUAAACCGCGGUGGUCGGGACGGGGUCGGACGACGACGCACGAGCAUUGGCAACCGACAACCGAUUAGUCGUGUCGUCGUCGUCGCCGCCGCCAUAUCGUUUCCUCCGACGUGCGCCCGCCGACCACUGAGCUUACUUGUGCGCAUGGCUUUGGCGGGCACAUAAUAAUAAUAUAGGUGACAGACAUAUAUUACAUAAUGAUAUUAUAUUUUUAAGGCGCACUCGCACAUCGAAAAUAAAAAUGUUUAAGUAUUAUAUUUAUAUUAUUAUAUUUUAAUUUUAAUUUAUUUUCUAAACAUAAUUAUGUCAGAGACUUAGGAUUAAU
This is a messenger RNA of Myzus persicae (green peach aphid), 2578 nucleotides long. RefSeq names its product proton-coupled amino acid transporter-like protein pathetic. Gene Ontology annotation, molecular function: amino acid transmembrane transporter activity. Gene Ontology annotation, cellular component: vacuolar membrane. The record is from RefSeq and is a predicted model, not a curated record. The transcript is spliced from 9 exons. Lineage: Eukaryota; Metazoa; Arthropoda; Insecta; Hemiptera; Aphididae. Gene Ontology annotation, biological process: amino acid transmembrane transport. The coding region runs from base 580 to 2028 and encodes 482 amino acids.